This is a messenger RNA of Planococcus citri (citrus mealybug), 4625 nucleotides long. Its product is annotated as constitutive coactivator of PPAR-gamma-like protein 1 homolog. Gene Ontology annotation, cellular component: nucleus. The coding region runs from base 488 to 3781 and encodes 1097 amino acids. The transcript has 20 exons. NCBI's taxonomy places the organism in Eukaryota, Metazoa, Arthropoda, Insecta, Hemiptera, Pseudococcidae. The record is from RefSeq and is a predicted model, not a curated record.
UGCGAAAGAACGGACCGACUCAUUUUGCGAAUUUAUGUAGAGUUAAUGGAGUGUUUUUUCUAAAUUGUCUGUUCUGACUUCUGUUUUCACUUUCAUGAAGUUUGACUUCGAAUGGCGUACCGGUACUGAUCGUAAAAGUGAAAUGUAAAAUCCAUCCUGGUCUUACGAAAGUCGAAGAUUUCAGCUUGAAUUCGAUAACUGUUUGAAAAGCUCUGGAAACACCGUAACAGGUUUCAGGUUGUGUCGAAGAAAUUUAAUACUUGCUCAACCGAUGGCCGGUUUUUUUGAGGAAAAUUGACGAAGGAAAGGAAUCUGCGCUGCUUUUUCAACGACUACGAACCACAAUCCGAUGUUGUCUAGCGUUUAAAUUCAAAUUAUGACGAUAUUAUGGAACAAAACUGACUUUAGAUACUUGUAGCUGCCACGAACCUGUAUUACUGACAGCAGCAACAGCGGCGUAAUAGUUAGCAAGUUGAAAUAACACAAAAUGGGCGUCAAGUACUUGUUAGACUUAUUGGAAAACCGAACUAUACCGAACGCAGUCGUCGAGGUGGAUUUACUCAAAGUUGCUAAAGAAUCAGUGAAGAAUGUUGCGCCGACGGCGAUGCCAGCGUCGUCUCGACCACCUCAGAAGAAGGGCGAUGCUGCCAUCGCCACUUCGAACAAAUUUUGCCUAGUUGUAGACGGCGAGUGCUGUUUGAAUCGUCUCUACGGUGGCUUUUUUUCCGAUUGGGUUUGCGGUGGCCAAUGGAAUAGGAUGGCGGAUUUCGUGGACAAACUGGUCACGCUGGCCGAGAACGCUAACAUCGAAUUGACCGUGUUUUUCAACGGCGCUAUCGAGUCUCAACGAAUGAACGAAUGGAUCGCGCAACAGAAACGAGAAUACGAGAAAGUGAACAGAGUUUUGAACCAUGUCGCCAAGUUUGGAAAUGCACCGGCCAACAAGUUAUGGAUUGCACCUGUAGGAUUGCGAAUGGGUCUCAGAAUGAUGUUGCGACACAAGAACGUCAACGUAGUUUCCACCAUAGAUGACUAUAGACAGGAAGUGAUAGCGUAUUGCCGCGAGAACAAUUUUCACGGAAUAAUAACAGACGACGCCGAAUACAUUGCUUUUGAUCCGCCGCGUUUAUUUUCAGCUAGCAAAUUUAAACUGAAAUUUAAAGGUACAUUGGAAUCGCGCGAGUUCAUCAUUUCGGAAUUGACGAAAGAGUUGCAACUAACCAACGAGAAAUUAUGCGUUUUGGUCGCCUUGCUGGGCAAUUAUUUACUGACCGAUCAAGAUUUGCGCGAUGUAUACAAAAAAGCCGGUAUCGAUUUGUCCAACGAGAAUAACGCUGAGAGUGUUGUCAAAAAGUUGGCCAAGUUUGUUAACGAUGUCAACACGUCUAACGAUCUAGAUGAAAUUGUGACUCAAAUCUUAGGCACCGACCAAGAUUCCAGAGCAGCGGCGCUUAAGCAGAGCAUUCAAUAUUACAUGGAUGGAACCAAAGACGGCUUUCUAAAAUACAGAUCGGUAUCUUCCGGUAAACGCGCCAACAACACUGCUGGAAACGCGAGCGCGGGCUCGGACACGGCCAGUACGAGCGUAAUCAACGAUAAGGCUGUGACAAACGCUGUCGGAGAUACCGAUAUAUCUCAAGAACCAAAUUUAGAUACCAGUAAACUGGCAUCCGAAAAUGCCAACGAUAGCGAGAAAAAUCCAUUGAAUAUGUAUAAAGAAGCUCAGUCGUGUUUCAUUAAUCACGCCGCUGGUCAAGAAGAUUCGUCAUCUACCACGACUGAAGGCAGCUCCGAUAUAAGCGUUGCGGACAACGGUUUGAAUGUAACGUGUAAUUCCGAUACAAGUUCGAGCUGUGAAUUGCCGACGACGACGGCCGCGUCAGAUCAGCUUGAAAAACCAAAGGCUUCGGCUACAGUGGCUGCAGCCACGACGACGACUACUACGAAGCCGAAAAAAGACAAACCGGCGCCAAUUCUGCCGCCUGUACCGCACGAAGUUAUGCGUACAGUGAGCGAACGUCAUAGCAAAGGAUUAAUGUCGCCUUAUAUAUAUCAAAUAUUAUCGCAGGGCGAAAUAAAGCUGCCGGUUAUAAUAGAAGACGGCAAACAAAUCCCGAAUGUAUAUGUAUUUUAUAAGCCCAUUCGUCAGAUGGUGUACGCGAUCGUGUUCAAUUUACAUCAUCACGUCUACGUGGCGUCUAAAAAUAAUACUAGUGUGCAAGUCGAUAUUCGCAUCAAAGAAUGGAUAUUCGAUCCGAUUGCUCGAACUCACAAAGCGGAAUACGUGAAAGCUGAACCAGUCGGAUGGAGAGUGCCUACAAUUCAAAGACUCUGGUUCGGAACCACUCAAGAUGACAAACGUCGAAGAUUACGCGCUUUUUUGACGUGCAUGCGGUCGGACGUUCAGUUACUUUUGAAUCCGGAAUUUGUUCCGCAACAGUUGCUGGUUGCCGCCGUUGUGUUAAGGUAUAUAAUGUCAUUUCCGGACAAGAAAGUCUUGAGGAAGCCCGAAUUGGAUGCGUUCAUUGUGGCCGUCUUAUCACCAGAGUUCAACUCACCUACUUUCAUUCAAGAUCUCAAAAUCCCGCAGCUGUCUAGUCGAGGCGUUCAGUUGGCCGCGCUCUUUAUGAAAGGCGUCGAAAUGGCUAUGCUGGUGAACGACGCUUGCGGCGCUCCCAUACCGUGGCUGAUGUGUUGCCCUUGGUUGUUUUUCGACGGCAGACUGUUCCACUACAUGUUUGUGAAAGCGACCAGCGUUAAAAAUCUGCACGAACUUUGCGACAAUCGCGUCGGUCUGGUCAUGCGUGCUGAACGAAUGAGACAAGCCAUUCUCGAAGGACUAAAUGUGCAGUUUGCCCGUCCUCCUCUACCAUCGACGCUUAUUCCGUCCGCCGGCGUUGGCCCUGAAGAUUUCAAAUCGUCGCCGUAUUCGCCGCACCAGCAGUAUCAUCAUAAUCAUCACCACCAGCAUCAGCAUCAUCUUUCGCAUCCGCACGGUGGUCGGCCACCUUACAUUGGUCAGCAUCGUAUGGGAAUGCCCCCUUCGGCUGCAGAAGUGUCGUCGGUACCUGGGCUGGCCGGUUCAGCCAUGAGAGGCGGUAGAGGCACAGGUGCUGCUGCAGGUCGUGGUAGAAGAUCUCUUGGCGGAAGAUUAGAGGUGGCCGGCGUUGUGGUCGGCAGUUGGGGUGCCAAUUAUAAUCUGUCGCAACCGUUGUCUUACGAAUCAGCUUCGAUGGCUGCCACCGGCGCCAAUUACCGUUCACCAGGCGGCGCUCAUCAACCUCCUCACUUACCACCGCCGUUACGCUCUCAUCCGCAUCAGUCCAUCAAGAAGAAGCCGAUAAAAAAAGAUAAAAAAAUGGUAGGCAAGGGCAGAGGACUGGGUCUUACCGGAGGCGUUUCGUCUUCUUGUGGCAGCAGUGGUAGCAGUAAUACAACAACCAACAACAGCGCCAAUAAUAAUAAUGACGACGAAAGUAAACUUAAUGCUCGUACCGAUCCCAUUACCACCACCCCUGUCAGUACGAUUACGGAGUCCGAGUUACCGAAUGGCGACGGCGACGGCGACGGCAGCGUCGGUGUCAAAAUUAGCUCAAACGAAGCCCACGACAGCAGUGUACUUUGUUGUGAUAGUACUGUGAUUGACGAUGAUCGUUUUGAAGAUGUGAUUACAAAUGGCGCAGGUGGCGAUGGUGACGGUAAUGGCGAUGUUGAAGCGAUUAAAUCUGUUCAAGAUGUGUCAGCGCCCAAAUCCGUACCUGCGGAGGUCAAUUCCAAAUAGAGUCAUCUUCUUUACAUCGGCGUUGUUUGAGACUGGAACGAAUGUAACGAAAUUUAUCAGCUCAUUCGACACGUUAUUAUCAUCGUUGUGGUCGCGUCGCCUUCCUUAUUACUAUUAUUAAUAUUAUAAUUACUAUUAUUAUUAUAUAUUUAUUGUUAAUAAUCUUAUUUUUGGUCGUUAGAUUUUAUUUUUAUCGUCGUUGUCAGUUUGUCACUAUCGCAUGUAAUAUUAUUUAUCUAUCGAGAGUUGUGUCGUUUAAAAAGUACUCGUACCUACUUUAUUGGAAUGUUGUGUAGUAUUAUUUAUCACCAUUGUGGAAAGCAUUAAGAGAUGAUUAUAUGUAGCACCCGUAGUAGAUUUCCAUUUUUCCAAUGGAUCGAACGUUUUCUUUUCUUUCUUUUUUUUUAUCCUCUUGUUGACUGAUUUCAUGAGUAUCUAAAUAUGUAUGUAUGUAGUAGCAACCCCACCACCCUAGGAUAUGUGCGAGUUGUUUGAUUGUUACUAGUGGGAAGAAACGUGUUAUGCCGUUUAUUUUGUGUUAUCUGUAUUGUGAGUAGGUACAUUAUUAAUUGUCGGAUGUGUAAUUUUUCAUCAUCGCUCCGUUGUUUUGUUAUGUUUUUUUCUUGGUUUAUGUUGUCGUCGUUAUUGUCAUCAUUUUACUAUCGUUUAAUAAUUAUACCUAGGUACCGAAGUUAAGAACUAAGCCUUUUCGCCCCUUUAAUUUUUUCAUGUUUUCCUGUUAGUAUGAUAUAUAAUGUAUGUAUACACGUUAUUUACUUACUAGUGUAAUCAUCAAUUUUUUACUAUCCAAAUAAUAUAAUCAUGAUUUGUAAACGGCGCGUAA